CCACAGGCCUUCUUCUCCCACAGAGCAGCCUCUCAGCCAGGGCCUUGGGGCGGAGACUCCGUCUCUCUCUCUCGACAGCCUCCCCGCCAUCUCCUCCUCCUCCUUCCUCCUCGGGUGCGGAAGCCCUGUAUUUCUCCUCCUUGUCUUCGUUGGGGCUGCCGCCAUGGGAGGCAAGAAUAAGCAGAGGACGAAGGGCAACGUGAGGCCCUCUAGUAGUGGAAGGGCAGCAGAACUUCUUGCCAAAGAACGAGGAACUGUUCCAGGGUUCAUUGGCUUCGGCACAUCUUCACGUGAUCCAGGAUAUGUUCCCGCAAUUCAAGGAGCUGAAGAAAUAGACAGCUUAGUUGAUGCUGAUUUUCGAAUGGUGCUCAGGAAACUUUCCAAAAGAGAUGUCAUCACCAAAUUAAAGGCUAUGCAGGAAUUCGGGACAAUGUGUAAGGAAAGAGAAGCAGAGAUUGUUAAAGGAGUUCUACCUUAUUGGCCUAGAAUUUAUUGUAAAAUAUCUGCUGAUCAUGACCGCCGAGUCCGGGAAGCAACACAUGAAGCAUUUGAGCAGCUUAUUCUGAAAGUUAAGAAACAUUUGGCACCUCAUUUAAAAAGUCUUAUGGGAUACUGGCUGAUAGCUCAGUGUGAUACUUACCCUCCUGCAGCAUCAGCAGCAAAAGUAGCAUUUGAAAAAGCCUUUCCACCAAGUAAACAGCCUGAAGCCUUACUGUUUUGUAAAGAUGAAAUUAUGAGUGUGCUACAAGAUCAUCUUUUGAAAGAAACACCAGAUACACUAAGUGACCCUCAAACAGUGCCAGAAGAAGAAAGGGAGGCAAAAUUCUUUCGAAUUCUAACCUGUUCUUUGCUAGCAUUAAAGAAAUUGCUUUGUAUGCUGCCUAGUAAUGAGAAUAGGUCACUGGAGGAGAAGCUUAAGCCUUUACUGUCACAAAACAAAUUUUGGAAAUAUGGAAAGCACAACACACCACAGGUCCGCUCAGCUUUUUUUGAGCUGAUUUCUGCUUUUUGUCUGCACAUUCCUGAGUCAAUGAAUGCUGAAGCAUCAAGACUUUGCCCAACAGUUCUUCUUAGCAUUGAUGACAGUGAUGCUAUUGUAUGCCCUGCUCUUUGGGAAGCUGUACUCCAUGUCCUUACUACCAUCGAGGAUUGUUGGAGUCAUGUGAAUGCAAAAAAGGGAGUUCUGCCAAAACUAUGGACAGUGCUUCGAGAAGGAGGACAUGGGCUUGCUACUAUUAUAUAUCCGAAUCUCUUACCAUUUAUUAGCAAGAUACCACAUGGAAUUACAGAGCCAAAACUAGACUAUUCUAGAACAUUUUUUACCUCCAUAAUUCAAGGGUUAUUGACUGAAAGAGCUAUGGUUUGUCGUUCAGAAUGUUCAGCAAUCAUGUCAGCAUUUAUGGAAUGCUUACAGUUUAUGGUACUACAGAAUGUAGGUGAAGAAGAAGAACAAAUUAAAGUCCAAGAAAUGCUUAUAAGUGAACAGUUAAUUCCCAUCAUUGACAUGGUGAUUAAAGAGCCCAGGUUACAAAAUGGACCUUUGUUUUAUGACGUAACAGAUGUUUUACAUUUUUGGAAAACAAGAGCAGAGAUUUCAACUGGUGACAAAAAAGCUUUCACUUACCAGAGAAUGAUGCUGAGAUUUUGGGAUGGCCUUUCAAAUAUAUGUGUGGGAUAUGUUGAUAUGAUGGAUGCAGAUGAGAAAUCUUUGGCUGCCAUGUCCUCUUUGCUACAAAUACUCCAGAAUCCAGGAAAAAAAAUGAAGCCAAACAAAAGAAAAUCUGUGAAGAUCAGAUUUGCAGAAGACACUCAACCUGAAAGUAACAAUGAACAUGAAACUUAUGAUGAUCUCAGAAGUAACAAUGAAACCAGCACUCUUGCUACUGGGAUUCAUGAGCAAAAUCUUUCAUCUCUACAGAUGGAGCCUUUAGAAGAUUUAGUUUGUAAACUUGCUGAACUGAGUAUUGUGUAUGCUAAUGAACAAAAGUCCGAUAGACACUUAAAGUUUCUUUCUGCUUUGCUUAGCAACUUUGCUUCUAGUAGAGUUUUUCACAUACUGUUGGAGGACAGAAACAAACUAGAAGCUGGAAAGGUUCAAUAUGAAAAUCCAUCUGUCCAGUUUUUGUAUGAAAACCUAAUUGAUUGGCUGAAAGAAGAUGGGAGAAAAGAGACUGACUUUUUGGUUGAUAUUUUGUAUAGUGUCCUCUAUUGCUGCAGCAGUAUCACAGAGAGAGAACACAUUCUCAAUGACUUAACUAAGAUGGACCUGAACUGGAAUAUUAUUCUUCAGAUAAUUCAAAAGGCAUGUUCAAGCUCAGAAAAGCAUUCUUUAAGUUCUACAUGGUUAAAAGGAGAUGUGUUAGGUGAGAAGCUUGUCACUCUGGCUGAUGAUUUAUGCAGCACAAGCUUGAAGACAACAGUAGCUUCAACAGAAUCCUUUUAUUCAGAAAGAUGGACUCUUCUAAGUUUGGUACUAUCUCAACUGAUUAAAAACGAAUCCUUGAUUGGUGAAACAUAUAUUGAAAGAAUUAUUGAUAAACUACAAGCAGCACUGACUAAAGCAAAGGAUCUUUCAGAAGCUGGAAAUACAGAACCAUCUGUGUCUUUCAUCUGUGACAUAGCCUCUAACUUUUUCAGCUCAGUUAAAGGAUGCUUGUUGAUGCCUUCAUCAGAAGACUUGUUGUUCACCAUUUUUCAGUUGUGUGCACAAAACCAGGAUACAACACAUUUAUCAGAUUUCCUGGUAAACAAACUGAAGCACACUUGGUUGUGUGGCCUAACUUCCCUUGUGUAUCAUCUUAGUGAUACACAUAAAGAAAGCACCUUCUUGAAGAGAUCAGCAUUCUGGGUCAAAAACCAGCUUCUGUCUUCAGUACUGGAUCUUAAAAGUUUGCAGGUUUUGAUCUCUGCGGUCAAUGACUUGUUGACUAAACUACUGCAGACUGAUGAAAUUUCUGCUUCUAUUUUGAAACAUUAUAUGGAAUGGCUCACUCCAAGCAGAGCUGAGUGGGAAAGGAUGCGUGAAUCUUUGUCUAGUGAGUGGAUCAGGAAACCACUUUUGGAAGGAAGACUGAGCAUGAACUGUGAGAUAUCAGGAACAGAUCAAAAGCUUUGUGUCAUCACUAAACUUCCAAGCCAUCUGUGUACUGCAGCUCUGUUAAGUAGAAUGGUACAAUUAAUCCUGGAAAAAGAAGUGGUAUUUGAAAAUCAGGAGGUGGAAAGAAGCAAAUUUGAAAAUAUCAUUGCAGAAUAUCUGUAUACUUUACAAUGGAUUGAAGAACUAGCAAACCCACCUUGCCCACUCCUUGAAUUUCUUCACCACCCUCAAGUAAUUAAUAUUUCAUGUGGGAAGUUACAUACACUCAGUAAUAUCUCCUGCCUCUUUCAAAUAUUAUUCAAUAGAUCAAAAGAGAGUGGAAGACUCUGGGCCUUAACCAUGGCUAAAUUGUUAAAUACAGAGAUAAUUUCAUCCUCUGAGAUAAAAGCACUUUUCAAUACAGCAGAAAGGUUUUUUCCAUUAACAGAAGGAAACUUGCACACACUUCAGAAUCUAUGCUCAUUUUUACCUGAGGAAGAUAAGGAAGAACUUGUCAUUCAGUGUACUGCAAAAUUAAUGACAUGCAAUGGAAGUGAACUUCUAAGUACUGAUGGAGCUUUUGGAUAUCUUGCUAUUUUAAAUUCUUGCUUGAAUUCUGGAAGCAUUAAUGAUGGAGAACUAAUGUCUGGCAUACUAAAGAUCAUUAUAUCCUGGCGAAAUGACUGUGAGGACAGUUUUCUUUUCAGCUGCAAUCUACAAGAAGGAAACCUACAGCUGCUUGGUUUCAAUAUAGAGAUGAUCCAUUUUAUUUCAUUAUUGCUGAAUAAUCCUUCUUCUUUGCUGGAGAGUGAAUGGGAUUUUGUCAUGUGUUCCAUGCUGGCAUGGUUAGAAACAAUGAGUGAAAGCCAGGCAGUAUUUCCCCAGGCGCUGGUGCAAGUGUUUGCCUGUGUCAGCUGUGACUUAAGUGUUGCAUUGAGUGCUUAUUUCCAGACAGCAACUCCUGAAAUCACUGAAAAACUUCCAACAAACCUUAUGACUGAAUGGCAGGAGUUCUUUUCUGAAGGCAUCCAUAGUUUACUUUUACCUUUGUUGGUAAAAAUUACAAGAAAGGAGAAAGAUGUACUGGAAACAUCUUUUCAGAACUCUGUGUUGAAAUCCUUGGGUAAAGCUUUAACAUACAUAUCAAAGGAUCAGUUACUGAAUAAUAAGCUUCCUGCCAAAUUUGUUGCUGGCCAGAAGACAAACCUCCCUAAUAAACUACAGACUUUGUUGAAUACACUUUCUCCACUACUGCUCUUUAGAUCUAGACUCGUUCAAAUCACAGUGUAUCAAAUGUUAAAUAAGUUAAUGUGUGAAUUACCUAAAUUUGACGAUGUCAAUCUGAAAUCCUAUGGUGACGAGGAAGAAGAGCCAUUACUGUCCCCACCAGCAGCUCUUAUGAAUGUUCUUGCCAUGCAAGAAGACUUACUAGAAAACAUCCUAGAAUUCAUCCCAGUUGGAGAGUUUGCAGUUGUUCAACCGAUGAGUGAAGAAUUUUGUCUUGUUUUAGGAUAUCUUCUCACCUGGAAAUUAAUACUAACUUUCUUCAAAGCAGCAUCUUCUCAGCUGCGGGCUCUCUAUUCACAAUACCUUCGAAGAACUAAGAGUUUGAACAAACUGUUAUAUCACCUGUUCAGACUUAUGCCAGAAAACCCAACCUUACCAGUAUCAGCAACUGAACUUCCAAAUAAGGAUGUAAAAACAUAUUUUACAGAAGAGCUUGAUUUAGACAUUAAAGAUACAUCAGGACUGUCAUCACACAUCCCACAUUUGGCUUGCUCUGUUUACUGCAUGACAUUAAAGGAUUUGCCAGCCAUGGUUCGCCUUUGGUGGAAUAGCUGUGAGAAACGAGUCUUCAACAUUGUAGAUAAAUUUACCAGCAAAUAUGUCAGCAGUGUACUUUCUUCACAAGAAAUUUCUUCUGUCCAGACUAGUACACAGUUGUUUAAUGGCAUGAUGGUAAAAGCUCGAUCUGCUACUCGAGAAGUCAUUGCUACCUACUCAGUUGAUGAUAUAUUCAUUGAAUUGAUAAUACAGUUGCCUCCCAAUUAUCCCUUGGGCUCCAUCAUUGUUGAAAGUGGAAAGAGAGUUGGGGUGGCAGUUCAGCAAUGGCGCAACUGGAUGCUACAGCUGAGUACAUACCUCACUCACCAAAAUGGAAGCAUUAUGGAAGGUUUAGCAUUAUGGAAAAACAAUGUGGAUAAACGUUUUGAGGGUGUGGAAGAUUGCAUGAUCUGUUUCUCGGUCAUCCACGGCUCUAACUAUUCGCUCCCCAAAAAAGCUUGCAGAACAUGCAAGAAAAAGUUCCAUUCAGCAUGUUUGUACAAAUGGUUUACAUCUAGUAACAAGUCUACCUGUCCCCUCUGUCGAGAGACCUUCUUCUGAAAUAUAUUGUCUUCUCUGAUUCAGAGAGUUUCUCAAAGAAAACAGGCAAUGGAUUACAACAGGAUUUAGCUGUGAAAGAAGCUAAUUUGUUUUAGCUGUACAGUAUUUACAAAUAAAAAUCUUAAGUUGGUUGAUCAGUGCAACUUAAA
Messenger RNA from Sceloporus undulatus (fence lizard), 5610 nucleotides. It is a transcript of the gene LTN1, whose product is annotated as listerin E3 ubiquitin protein ligase 1. The coding region runs from base 164 to 5461 and encodes 1765 amino acids. The record is from RefSeq and is a predicted model, not a curated record. Gene Ontology annotation, cellular component: RQC complex; cytosol. Gene Ontology annotation, molecular function: ubiquitin protein ligase activity; ribosomal large subunit binding; zinc ion binding. NCBI's taxonomy places the organism in Eukaryota, Metazoa, Chordata, Lepidosauria, Squamata, Phrynosomatidae. The transcript has 30 exons. Gene Ontology annotation, biological process: ribosome-associated ubiquitin-dependent protein catabolic process; rescue of stalled cytosolic ribosome.